CGAUGGCAUCAUGCACAGACUCUAACAAGGCCGAAUAUAUCGGAUGCGCUUUGCGGCAUACAGAUGUGCUGUUUUGCUUUACUCGAGGUGCCACCCGCGGCUUCAAGCGCGCACGAUCGGGUUCCAUCUUCAUGAAUCCCAUUUGUUUGUACAGGCUCUGAAAGUUCAGAGGGGAGUCUGUACGGGCCCGCAUGAAGAUGGCCCAAGUUACGAAUCCGAACUCGUCAACAUCGACAACGUUGAUAGACUUGGGACUGCAUUACUACAGAUAGUACCACUGACCAACGCGCGCAGGUAGCAUGAGAAAAGAAAGAGGACCGAGUGCUGAGAUGAUGGUGGUCGG
Messenger RNA from Trametes versicolor FP-101664 SS1, 343 nucleotides. RefSeq lists its product as uncharacterized. The coding region runs from base 44 to 298 and encodes 84 amino acids. The transcript is spliced from 4 exons. The record is from RefSeq and is a predicted model, not a curated record. NCBI's taxonomy places the organism in Eukaryota, Fungi, Basidiomycota, Agaricomycetes, Polyporales, Polyporaceae.